This is a messenger RNA of Podarcis raffonei (Aeolian wall lizard), 1283 nucleotides long. RefSeq names its product syntaxin 4 (gene STX4). The coding region runs from base 108 to 1013 and encodes 301 amino acids. The record is from RefSeq and is a predicted model, not a curated record. NCBI's taxonomy places the organism in Eukaryota, Metazoa, Chordata, Lepidosauria, Squamata, Lacertidae. The transcript is spliced from 11 exons. Gene Ontology annotation, molecular function: SNARE binding; SNAP receptor activity. Gene Ontology annotation, cellular component: endomembrane system; plasma membrane; SNARE complex. Gene Ontology annotation, biological process: intracellular protein transport; exocytosis; vesicle fusion.
GCGUGCGCAGUCUCCUCCUGCCCCUCCAUUCUGAUCCCCCCCCUCCUCCCCCGCGCCACUUCGUCCCCGGGAGUGCGAAAAAGAAAAAAAAGGAGGGGGAAGCAGCUAUGAGGGACCGAACGGACGAGAUCAGAGGGAAGGAUGUCGACUCGGACUGUGAAGAGACUGAACUCGAUACUCUGGUCCCACAGCCAGGAUCAGCAAGACCCAAUGGCUCUCCAGAUCCAACUGACGAAUUCUUCCGAACGACACGUGGGAUCCGUGAAGCCUUGAAGACUCUGGGAAGCAAAGUAAAAGAUCUAGAGAAACAUCAAACUACCAUUUUGGCCACACCCCUCCCUGAGGAUAGCAUGAAGCAAGACCUGCAAAAGCUACGUGAGGAAAUCAAGGAGCUGGCAAAAGACAUUCGGACCCGCCUGAAAAAAAUUGAGCCCAAGAAGGAUGGGGAAGAUGAGAACAAAAACUCCAUCAACGUUCGUAUGAAGAGAACCCAGCAUGGGAUCCUGUCCCAACAGUUCUUGGACCUGAUCAACCAGUGCAAUGCAACGCAGUCUGACUACCGAGACAAGAAUCUGGAGCGCAUCAGGAGACAGCUGCAGAUCACUAACAGCGGGGCAGUUUCCGAUGAAGAGCUGGACCAGAUGCUGGAGAGUGGUCAGACGGAGGUGUUUGUUUCCAAUAUCAUGAAGGACACGCAAGUGACGAAGCAGGCUCUGAACGAAAUCGAGACACGGCACAGUGAAAUCCUCAAGCUGGAGCGCAGCAUCCAGGAACUCCACGAAAUGUUCCUGUACCUGGCCACUGAAGUGGAGCUGCAGGGAGAGAUGAUUGACAGGAUAGAGAAGAACAUCCUGGAUUCAGAGGACUAUGUCAAGAAAGGACAGGUCCACCUCCACAUGGCUCAAGAGAACCAAAAGAAAGCUCGCAAGAAGAAGUUCAUGAUUGCCAUCUGCCUGACAGUCACGGUGCUCAUCAUCAUCGUCAUCAUUGGUGUAUCCAUUGCAGUUGGCUAGGAGGGCUCCCAGGUCUGCCUCUCCCUUCGUGCUGCGUUGCUGGAGCCCGAUGGGCUCCAUCUCUGGCUUCAUCAUGGUUCUGGAACGUCUGCCCUUUCCUGGGAGGCCUUUGCACUGAUAGAUGGCUGGCGGAGAUGCAUCCUGCCUUUCGCCCAGUCCUGAAAGCACAUGCUGCCUAUGGCUGCCUCCCUGUUGCCCAGAAACAAGAAGCCCCUGAUUUCCCUGCAUCCAAAACUGUUUCCAGAUGCCUACAACUCUCAAGAUCUAUUC